CGGCCCGGCGUCCCCUCACAUCGCUCCUCUGCUCGACGACUCGAUCCCUCCACUGUCCGAGCAGCCCAGCUCAGCCCGGCCCGGCCUGAGGCCAAUCCGGAUCGCCGGCGGCCGGCCACGCAGGCAUGAGCUUGACGGGGCGUGGCGAGGGGACACCGGCGCUGGAGCUGCUGGAUGAGUGCUGGUUCUUUAGCAACACGCUGGGGAGGAACGCCGGGAGGGAUGGCGGCGGGGGGCGGCCGCCGAUGCUGCCCAGGUCGCCGUCGUCGACGGUGAGUGGUGGGCGGCCGGGAAAGGGGCAGGGCGGUGGGAAGGAAGGCGCUGAGCAGCCGACGGGGACGUCGAGGUUCUACGCGUCCGGGUGCCGGAGGCUACUCCGGACGCCGUCGCUCCCGUCACCCCGCGUCGGGAUGGAGAUGUCCAAGGACGAGGAGGUUGUCGAGGCGGCGGGCGGCGGUGGUUGUCAGGAAGCGGAUGCGGAGGACGACGACCUGAACUGGAGCUCGAUAUACGAGGGCGUGCUCCGCACCAGGAUCGCUGAGGAGGGCGUCAGGUCGGCGCUGCGGCGGGCGCCGUCGAUGCCGAUCACGUCGUCCGCGACGGGGCGCGACGACGGUGGCCGCCGCGGGGAGGCGGCGGCGGCGGCCACCGGGUCCACGACGCCGGGCAUGUCCAGGCUCAGGCACGCGCACAGCACGAUGGAGAGGCACUGCCGCUCGCACACGCCGACCAAGGCUGAUCGGACACCGAGAACGUCGGGAGGCGGCGGGGACCGGAGGCAGCCACCGCGGCGAGAACUGCGGUCGUUCAGCUCGAACCAGCAGCCGCUCGUCCGGCACCAGAGCCUGCUCCAAGACAAGAGAUGGGAGAGCUCGAGCGACCUGGAGUCGAUCGAGGUGCAGGGGUUCAGGGACCUGGGCUUCGUGUUCGACCAGGAGGAGCUUCGCGAGAGGCUCGCCGACGUCCUCCCGGGCCUCCGCGGCAAGUCCAAGACACCCUCCGGCUCCGGCUCCGCCAGCGACGUCGACAACGACGACGCAAACACGACCGCCGCCGCCGCAACCGGCAGCGACAACGGCACCGUGCGGCGGCCGUACCUGUCGGAGGCGUGGUACCACGUGCGCCGGCCGGCGGCGACGGCGGCGGCGUUAAGGCUGCAGCAGUCGGACGCGAGGUCGGCGGCGGAGAUGAAGGACCAGAUACGGAUGUGGGCGCAGGCCGUCGCGUGCAACGUCCGACAAGAAUGUUAACCAUGGAUCGAUACAUCGCGUCGACCGGACACGAGCACACGAGCUACACGAAGACGAAGCAAACUCGAUGAUACUACUACCACUCCAGUAGUUGAGUUUUGUUACUUUCGCCUACAAAAAUUUCCAAGAGAAUGAUACACCAUCUAGGUAGCUGUUCACUGCUCUUUUUUUCUUCUUUUUUUCUCCUCUUUUGAAUCUUUGAUUGAUCAUCAAUCUAUGAAUAAUAUGGCGGCAACCGCUCUAUUCUUUUGUUAUAUACUCAACUGAAAGAACCUACAAUAAUGUUUAAGGGCUCCAUUUGGAACUCACGAAUUCUCGCAAAAAAAUUCCAGAGGGAACGUACAACACGUCCAGUAAGGAACUGUUGCAGAAUUCAGAGGUUUCCAAGUGCAGCCAAAUGGAACCACUGCUACCAUGUAUAAUCUCGACCAAAAAAAAUAAAUUAUAUCCAUGUUACUGCCGAUGUAGCAAAA
Oryza brachyantha (malo sina) is the source of this 1723-nucleotide messenger RNA. RefSeq lists its product as uncharacterized. NCBI's taxonomy places the organism in Eukaryota, Viridiplantae, Streptophyta, Magnoliopsida, Poales, Poaceae. The coding region runs from base 126 to 1250 and encodes 374 amino acids. The record is from RefSeq and is a predicted model, not a curated record. The transcript has 2 exons.